Molecule: messenger RNA, 1208 nt
Organism: Pocillopora verrucosa
Lineage: Eukaryota; Metazoa; Cnidaria; Anthozoa; Scleractinia; Pocilloporidae
Molecular function (GO): extracellular matrix structural constituent
Source: RefSeq, a predicted model, not a curated record
UGACAAUGUCUUCCGGUGUUGGUUUGUAUGAAAACUCAAUAGCGAAGCGAUAAUCGUUCAUUAGAAGUUCUUCGCCGAGAAUUCAGUCAGAGCACACUCAAGAUAAACCGUCAACAUGAGAUAUCUGGUCGUUCUGGGCCUAAUCUUGAUCAGCACCGUGCUUUUCACAUCGGCUGGCAAGAAAUGUGGUCCCAUUGUUAAGAAACACAACUGCGAGUGCCAAGCCAAAUCAGCGGGUCGAUUGAAACUUGAAGAUGGGAAAUUGCUGAUGUGUGAUGGCAGUGAUUACAAAUCUCUGCAGUUUGAAAUGCCUACUCCCAAAAAUUCAAGGGCGAAUCCAGCUUAUUCGUGUAAGGAAAUCAAAGAGGAAGAUUCCGCAGCCGACGAUGGAAUUUACUGGCUUACGUUCAAGAGUGAUCCCAGUGUUUUUCCAGUUUACUGUGACAUGUCUAAUGGAGGAUGGACCAUGAUAUUCAAGGCGGUGUCUGGGGCGAAGGAGAGUGCUUUUUACACUUUCAAUUCGGGUGAAACUCUCGCUGAGAAUGACAUGAGCGCUCUCGACGUCACUAACCAGCACCUUGGCGACUACAAAAGCAGGAUAAUCCUGAAGUGGGCUGAGUUUGCUGCAUCUGAGGCCAAAGUUGUCCUUUACGAAGACGGGAGCGCUGUCAAGAAGCUUUUCUUCGACGCCACGGGAACGAACAAAUUGAACUGGUUUACAAAGUACCAAUUGAAGGAGCCCUUGCCAUGGCGAAAUGUGAAAACAGAGGUACAGAACUCCUUUUCCAUCCAAGGAUUGACCAAUCGGAACUUCUUCAUUAACAGGAAUUAUGGUGGCUGCCAUGUUGAUACCGGCUGGCUGUGUAUUACCUCAUAUCCUUGUAAAUGGGAAAAGCGUUAUGGAGUAAACGCUGUGUUGUACAGCAAGUUGGCUAUACACACCAACUGGAACAUUGAAGCUAAUGUUGCUAAGGCAGAUGUUCUGGCGGUUUUCUUGCGUUAAGAGUUGACUGCCACUGAAUAUGUACAACAUCAGAUGGCAGAAAAUCGAGGCAGUAGAUUACUUGCUUUUUCCGCAGGGUUGCUUGUGAAGGGAUUCGCUGAUGAACCAAGCUAAUAGGCGGAGAUUUGAAGUCUCUUGCCCUUACUAAAGCUUAGAAAAAAUAUGGCCUCGAAUUUAAAUCCAAUAAAACAGUAUGUUAAUUUGA